Molecule: messenger RNA, 1624 nt
Organism: Aplysia californica (California sea hare)
Lineage: Eukaryota; Metazoa; Mollusca; Gastropoda; Aplysiida; Aplysiidae
Product: conserved regulator of innate immunity protein 3
Exons: 6
Coding region: 119-985 (288 amino acids)
Biological process (GO): cytosolic ribosome assembly
Cellular component (GO): mitochondrial matrix
Source: RefSeq, a predicted model, not a curated record
GUUGUCGUCCUUUGAAGGUUAAAGUUGCAGUCCAUGCGUGUGUUUGGUUGUUGUCUCGUACAGAGCCGCAACAUUAUUACCUGUGUACAGCAGCACUUAUCUACUUUUUAUCAUUAGAAUGGCGAAAGCAGUCAAGUCAGCUCUUGCUGCUAUCACAAAGAUUGUCCCUGGUAAUAGUGCAAGACUUUCCUGUAUACCUAAACAGUCUGGAAUUUCAGCGAGGUACCUGCUUGGCACGUCCGCGCUUUCCAGCCCCAACACAGUCGCAACUCCAAGGGCACACAGUACGUUGUCAACUUUGAGAUCGAGACACACAAAAGGCACCUCAUGCUCUUUUGCACACAAGCAGCCCAUUGCAUUUUACAGUACUGAAGUGGAUAAAGAGAUAUCAUCCUUUUUGGACAAAGAAAUUCAGUUUGAAACAUCAAGAUCAAGUGAUGACUUGCCAAAAGUUUCUGGAUUUGAGGUCACAACUGAAGGUGGAGACAUAACCCUUACGAAAUCAAAAGGCUCUGAAAAAGUUAUUGUCAGACUGAGUGUAAAUGGAGCGGUGGAUUCUGUGAUUGCAGAGAGUGCUCCAGAGAAACAAGAUGAGCCGCCACAGAUGGUCUGCCGGCCGCCGUUUGAGGUCGAAAUCAGCAAGGGGGAUGGGACAGUCCUAGCUCUUCAAUGUGUCUUCCCGAGCGCUGAUGAACCCUUUGAAGAUGCAGAACAGUACAGCAAGGGAGACCAAGAGGCUGACAGAAUUGAGGACCAGUUUGAAAUUCAGGAAGUCGCACUCCACAGUGGUGAGUGGAAGGACACAACAUUCUCAGUCUCAGCUGCUACAAUGGACGCUGAGUUGUUUGACCUACUCAUGGACAUGCUUGACGAGAGAGGUGUCAACGACGAAUUCAUCUCCCAGCUGGUGGAAUACUGCACCGCCUACGAGAACAAACAGUACAUUGGAUUCCUCAAGGGACUCAAGACAUUUGCCGAGAAGUAAACAAGUAACCCAGCCAACAUUGGUAUCAUCACAGAUCUGUGUGCCUGAACGACUGUUAUGCGAGUUGCUCGUAGUUGUAGCUCUUCACUGUAUUCUGAAGAGAGUUAUAUUUGGAGAGAUGUCAAUUCUAAGUCUGAACUUUUGGUGGUAACAGGAUAAAAAAAAUUUCCUCCUUUUUUCCUCCCCCAGUCCUAUUCAGUUUGUGAUACCAGAUGAAAGCUUGUACUUGCUUAUGUUUUAUUAAGUUUCUGAUAUAUAUAAGCCGGUUAUGUUUCAAUUCGUAAAAUGUGGACUCACUUGUGUUCAGAAUUGUUUUUUCUGAAAUCAUUAUCUGUACUCCGAACUACUAUUUGAUGUGUCUUCAGAGGCCCAUAAUUUAAUUUGUGAAGUGUACGUAUUCCAUGUUUUGUUCAUGAGUAAGCCAGUUGUUGGGAUUAAUUUUGUGAUGAAAUCAGUUAUUAUUAGGACAGUAUUCAUCAGUCAUGACACAGUGAGUCUGUAGUGUUCUCUUGACUAGUCCUUCACUGAGUAGAUCCUCGAAUGUAAUAUUGUUGCAGAGGGUUCUUGUACAUUGAGUUUUGUUCCUGCCAUUUGACUGACGUGUGUAAGCUCAUUAAACAUGUUUCUCGUACAUUUUAA